AUGUCUGAGCGAAAAGUCCUUACCAAAUAUUACCCCCCGGACUUCGACCCGUCCGCGAUCACUCGCAAGCCGAAGCACUUGCGCUCAACGGGCCCGAAAGUCAUCACCGUCCGAUUGAUGGCGCCCUUCUCGAUGAAAUGUACCUCAUGUGGCGAAUACAUCUACAAAGGCCGCAAAUUCAACGCGCGUAAAGAAACCACCGAAGAAAAAUACCUCGCUAUCCCCGUCUUCCGCUUCUACAUCCGCUGCACCCGCUGCUCCGGCGAGAUCACCUUCAAAACAGACCCCAAGAACAUGGACUACACUUGCGAGCGUGGUGCAAAGCGGAACUUCGAGCCGUGGCGGGACCCCAAGGCCGAGAAUUACCAUGAGACGGAGCAGGAGACGCUGGAUCGGUUGGAACGGGAAGAAAACGAGGAGCAUGAGCGUGAGGAAAGGGAUAAGAUGGCAGAGUUGGAGUCGAAGAUGUUGGAUUCGAAGAGGGAGAUGGCGAUUGCGGAUGCGUUGGAUGAGAUUCGGACGAGGAAUGCGAGGAUUGAGAGGAAUGAGGCGUUGGGGGAUGAGACGGCGAUAGCGCAGGUUAGAGAUGCUGUGGAUGAGGCGAAAGAGAAGGAGGAGAAGGAGAUUGAGGAGGCUGCGAGAAAGGCUUUCAUGACGGAGUCGGGGGAGAAGGUCAAGCGGAUUGUCGAGGAGGAUGGGCCGUCGACGAGUACUGCUGCUCUGGAGAAGAAGCCGGAUAUGCCCCCUCCGUCGUUUGCGAAGGUCAAAAAGCCAAAGAAGCCUUUGGCAAACAGUCUCGGGAUUAAGAAGAAGCAGUCCCUUGUAUAG
Aspergillus chevalieri is the source of this 828-nucleotide messenger RNA. RefSeq names its product Saf4/Yju2 family protein. Bases 1 to 828 code for a protein of 275 amino acids. The record is from RefSeq and is a predicted model, not a curated record. The transcript is spliced from 2 exons. Lineage: Eukaryota; Fungi; Ascomycota; Eurotiomycetes; Eurotiales; Aspergillaceae. Gene Ontology annotation, biological process: mRNA splicing, via spliceosome. Gene Ontology annotation, cellular component: U2-type catalytic step 1 spliceosome.